UGCCGUAACCAGGCAGCGGGGUAGGUUGUGCUUUGUUUCCACGUCAGUGAGAGGAGCGGAGCAGAGCCGGUUUCUGCCGCCCCUCAGGCGCUCUUGAUUUCGGGCCCGGGGGCUUGUCGCAGGGUCGUUCCUGCCGCUGGAGCGGCUCCGGGCUAUGCGAAGACGUCCCCCGACGCUGCUUCAGUUGUCCUCCAACUCCGCCAUUUUGGAUGCCGGGUGGAUGGAGGGGUCUGUCAGGAUUGUGGAUAAGAACAUUUAUAUUGUACAAGGCGAAAUCAAUACAGUAGCUGGAGCCAUAAAAAGAAGUGCAAGAUGGAGUACCCAUACACAUUUGGAUGAAGAACGUGAUCCCCUGUUGCACAGCUUCAGUGUCUUGAAAGAAGUUCUGAAUAAUGUAACUGAACUUUCAGCAGUUGAGCCUAUUGUCUUCCUUCGCCCUUUUCUGGAAGUUAUCCGAUCAGAAGAUACUACAGGCCCCAUCACUGGAUUGGCCCUGACAUCAGUAAAUAAAUUCCUUUCAUAUGCACUAAUAGAUUCUAGCCAUGAGGGCACAGCUGAAGGAAUGGAGAACAUGGCAGAUGCUGUCACACAUGCCCGAUUUGUGGGAACAGAUCCGGCAAGUGAUGAGGUUGUCCUGAUGAAGAUCUUACAGGUCCUGAGGACUCUCCUCCUCACUCCUGUUGGAGCUCAUCUCACCAAUGAGUCAGUGUGUGAAAUCAUGCAGUCUUGCUUCCGUAUAUGCUUUGAGAUGAGGCUUAGUGAGUUAUUGAGAAAAUCUGCAGAGCACACUUUGGUCGACAUGGUGCAGCUGCUCUUCACAAGAUUACCUCAGUUUAAAGAAGAGCCUAAAAGCUAUGUGGGGACUAACAUAAAGAAGUUGAAAAUGAGAGCAGGGGGAAUGAGCGACCCUACAAAAUGGAAAAAGCAGAAAAGAUCACCAAGGAACUCUUGCCAUGUAACCAAAGUCUCUUCAGAAACAGAACAUUCUACUGUCAGUGGUACAGGUGGAGUUAGCUUCAUUGAUGUACCUUCUCCUGUCUCACCUGGAAGCUCAGAAAAUGCAUCCUCUAUAGUCAGUCCUGCUACUGACAGUGGUUUUGAGAUUUCCUCCCAGAUUAGCUCAAAGGAAGAUCUUACAGAUUUGCCACUGGGCAGUCCUUUGGAAAUCAGUGCAGCAGUGACUUUAACUGAGUCUAGAACCCGAGAGCAGCCAGAGUCUCAGAGUGAAUCUCCCCAGGAAGAAAAGACUCCAUCUGCCUCAGUGGAGUCCAUCCCAGAGGUUCUUGAGGAGUGCCCAUCUAUAGCUGAACACUCAGACUCUGCUUCCGUUCAUGACAUGGACUAUGUCAAUCCUCGGGGAGUACGAUUUACUCAGAGCUCUCAAAAGGAAGGAACAGCAUUAGUUCCAUAUGGGUUGCCCUGUAUCCGGGAAUUACUCCGCUUCCUCAUCUCCCUCACUAAUCCACAUGACCGCCACAAUUCUGAAGUGAUGAUUCACAUGGGGCUACAGCUGCUUACUGUUGCCUUGGAGUUGGCUUCUGUUGCAAACUUUCCAUCUCUUCUGGGACUUGUGAAAGAAGAAUUGUGUCGGUAUCUCUUUCAAUUACUGAGUGUGGAGCGUCUCAGUUUGUAUUCAACUUCCCUUAGGGUUUGCUUCCUUCUUUUUGAGAGUAUGAGAGAGCACCUGAAAUUCCAACUGGAGAUGUAUAUAAAGAAGCUGAUGGAGAUAAUCACUGUGGAAAACCCUAAGAUGCCCUAUGAGAUGAAGGAAAUGGCCCUGGAGGCCAUAGUUCAGCUCUGGAGGAUUCCUAGCUUUGUCACUGAGCUCUAUAUCAACUAUGACUGUGAUUAUUACUGUGCUAACCUGUUUGAAGACCUCACCAAGCUGCUCUCCAAGAAUGCCUUUCCUGUUUCUGGACAACUCUACACUACUCACCUGCUGUCCCUUGAAGCGUUGCUGACAGUGAUAGACAGAACUGAAGCACAGUGUCAAGCCAAAGUGCUCAGCAACAUCUACCAGCAGGAGAAAGAAGCACUAAAGCUAAACUCAGAAGUUGCCUGUAGUAUCAGAGAAACAAGCCACAUUGCUGAGGGGCUGCUGACAGAAAGCAAGUCUUCCACUACUGGAUUGACAGAGGCAUGUCCACCCACUACUGUCUGCUUAGUGGCCAACCACCUGAAGCAGCAAGAUGGUAUGGAAGUGGGGAAUGAUGCAGCAGAAAAGAACAUCCCAAAGAAGCCAACUCGCUUUUCCUGCCUUCUACCCACAACACAAGAAUUGAUAAUGAUUAAAAAUAAAAAAAAGCUCUUGAUAAGUGGCUCAGAGCUGUUCAAUCAAAAGCCAAAGAAAGGGAUACAGUUUCUUCAAGAGAAGAAUCUGCUGUCUACUCCCAUGGAUAAUAAUGAAGUUGCAAAAUGGCUGCGGGAAAAUCCUAGACUGGACAAGAAAAUGAUUGGGGAAUUUGUAAGUGACCGGAAGAAUGUAGACUUGCUUGAAAGUUUUGUCAGGACAUUCAGUUUCCAUGGCUUACGAUUAGAUGAAGCCCUGCGACUCUAUCUUGAAGCAUUCCGGCUGCCAGGAGAGGCCCCUGUGAUCCACAGGCUGUUGGAAGUCUUUACAGAACAUUGGCGUAAAUCAAAUGGAUCUCCAUUUGCUAACAGCGAUGCUUGUUUUGCUCUGGCCUAUGCAGUUAUCAUGCUGAAUACUGACCAGCAUAAUCAUAAUGUUCGCAAACAAAAUGUACCCAUGACUUUAGAGGAAUUCCGAAAAAACUUGAAAGGUGUAAAUGGAGGCAAAGACUUUGAACAGGACAUGUUGGAGGAUAUGUACCAUGCCAUCAAAAAUGAAGAGAUUGUGAUGCCAGAUGAGCAGACAGGCCUAGUAAAGGAAAACUAUGUAUGGAGUGUGCUAUUGCAUCGCGGGGCCACUGAUGAAGGAAUCUUUCUGCAUGUCCCACCUGGAAGCUAUGACCAUGACCUUUUUGCCAUGAUCUGGGGCCCCACUGUUGCUGCCUUAUCCUAUGUUUUUGACAAGAGCCUGGAUGAAACAAUAAUCCAGAAGGCUAUCUCUGGUUUCAGAAAAUGUGCCAUGAUUUCUGCCCAUUAUGGCCUCAGUGAUGUUUUUGAUAACCUCAUAAUUUCUCUCUGCAAGUUCACAGCCCUCAGCAGUGAGUCCAUUGAGAACCUGCCUACAGUUUUUGGAAGCAACCCUAAAGCUCACAUUGCAGCAAAGACAGUGUUCCACUUGGCUCACCGCCAUGGUGAUAUUUUACGGGAGGGCUGGAAAAACAUCAUGGAGGCGAUGCUACAGCUUUUCAGAGCAGAACUGUUGCCAAAAACUAUGGUGGAGGUUGAAGAUUUUGUAGAUCCCAAUGGCAAGAUUUUUCUGCAGCGUGAGGAGACACCUUCUAGUCGUGGUGAGUCUGCAGUGCUAAGUUUUGUUAGUUGGCUGACACUGAGUGGCACAGAGCAGUCUGGUAUGAGGGGGCCAUCGACAGAGAACCAAGAGGCAAAGAGAGUGGCGCUAGAGUGCAUAAAGGAAUGUGACCCAGAGAAGUUAAUCACUGAAAGCAAGUUUUUGCAAUUGGAGUCCCUACAGGAACUAAUGAAGGCUCUCAUUUCUGUGACUCCUGAUGAGGAGACAUAUGACGAGGAAGAUUGUGCAUUCUGUUUGGAGAUGCUUCUGAGGAUUGUGCUGGAGAACAGGGACCGUGUAACCUUUGUGUGGCAGGCAGUGAGAGAUCACCUCUACCACUUGUGUGUUAAUGGCACUGAAUAUUGCUUCCUAAUGGAGAGGGCAGUGGUGGGGCUGUUGCGUCUAGCAAUCCGCCUGCUAAGAAGGGAAGAAAUCAGUGCCCAGGUGUUGCUCUCUCUGCGUAUUCUGCUCAUGAUGAAACCUGGCAUGCUGAAUAAGGCCAGUCACCAGAUUGCAUAUGGACUACAUGAGCUUCUCAAGACCAAUGCUGCCAACAUCCAUUCUGGCGAUGACUGGUACACACUCUUUACCCUCCUGGAAUGCAUUGGCUCAGGGGUGAGACCACCCCCAGCACUUCAGGGUACAGCAAGAGCAGAGAAUGACACAGGGGCUCAGUCAGACAGUGAGAUAUCCUGUCACCCAAAUGAAGCCAGCUUAGAUCGUGGCUAUACCUCUGAUUCAGAGGUAUAUGCGGAUCAUAGCAAGCAAGGCAAAAUGCAUCGUUCUGUCACUGACGUGGAUGUAGUAAACAGCGGCUGGCUUGUGGUUGGAAAGGAUGACCUUGACAAUCCAAAGACCAUGACUGGACUGCCCAGACUUGGCAGUUCUCCCCUGGUGAAUCAGUAUAGUCUGACUGUGGGGAUGGACCUGGGGCCACACAAUACCAAAUCUCUCAUGAAGUGUGUGGAGUCCUUGUCUUUCAUUGUACGAGAUGCUGCCCAUGUCACACCUGAGAACUUUGAGCUCUGUGUCAAAACUAUCCGCAUCUUUGUAGAGGCCAGUUUAAACGGAGGGUGCAAGUCCCAGGAGAAGCGGGGAAAGAGCCAUAAGUAUGACCCCAAAUCAACUCGUUUCAAGAAGAAAGCAAAGGAGAACUCUCAUAGGCAUUCGAGGGUGUCCAGCCAACACCAGCACCGCUCCCCCGAUGAGGAUGAGGAUGAGGAUGAGAGUGUCCCUGCCAGUUAUCACACUGUGUCUUUACAGGUUAGUCAGGACCUGCUGGAUCUAAUGCAUACUCUUCAUACACGAGCUGCUACCAUUUAUAAUUCUUGGGCAGAGGAACAGCACCAUCUAGAGGCUGAAGAGAAUAAAAUUGAAGCAGAUUCUCGGACCUUAUGGGCCAACUGCUGGUGCCCACUGCUGCAAGGUAUUGCCUGCUUGUGUUGUGAUGCACGGCGACAGGUGCGGAUGCAAGCCCUGACCUACCUGCAGCGGGCUCUCCUUGUGCAUGACCUGCAAGCUCUUGAUGCCUUGGAGUGGGAAUCCUGUUUCAAUAAGGUACUGUUUCCUUUGCUGACCAAACUCCUGGAAAAUAUCAGCCCAGCAGAUGUUGGUGGGAUGGAAGAGACCAGAAUGAGAGCCUCAACUCUUCUCUCCAAGGUUUUCCUGCAGCACUUGUCUCCGUUACUCUCCCUCCCAACAUUUGCUGCUUUGUGGCUGACAAUUCUGGAUUUCAUGGACAAAUACAUGCAUUCUGGCUCCAGUGACCUGUUGCCAGAGGCCAUCCCUGAAUCACUGAAAAAUAUGCUGCUAGUAAUGGACACAGCUGGAAUAUUCCACAGUGCUGACUCUCGAACAGGCUAUUCAGAUCUCUGGGAAAUCACCUGGGAGCGCAUAGAUUGCUUUUUGCCAAAACUGCGUGAUGAGCUCUUCAAACAAACAGUCAUCCAAGAUCCAGUUUCUAACUUGCCAGCAGAGAUGCAUCCUCCAAAACCAACAGUAUCUGCUGUGCCACAUUCAUCUGGAGGGGAUGCAAAGCCAUCCAGUCAUUCAGCACCCUCUGAGAAAUCUCAUGAGCUGGCAGCACCAGACUCUGAGAGUGCCACAGGGUCUGGGCCAAGCUCCUCCCAUCUCUCUGGACCACAGUUUCUCCCUCCAGCAGCACCUGUGAAAGUGAGCACAGGAAAAGAUGCACCUCCAACAAUGGCACAGCAGCCUCUUAUUCUUCAGCCAUUGGCCUCCCCAUUACAGGUGGGAGUGCCACCCAUGACUCUGCCUAUUAUUCUCAAUCCAGCCCUCAUAGAGGCCACCUCCCCUGUGCCACUCCUAGCCUCCCAACGGCCAACUGAUUCCAUGACAACUUCUGAAGUCAAUUGAAGAGAGGAGUAAAAAAAAAAAGAACAUAUGGCUGUAGGGGUGAUGAUGGUAAAAGAUUUUGGCCUGCACUAUCUGGUAGAAGCCAUGUUUGUAAGGGGAGACCAACAGCCCCCUUUUCACAGCGGCUCUUCUCCUCAGUGGAUCUAAGGCUAAAAUCAUCCUCCCAGGUUAUCUGUUCUAGAGCUGCUGGCUCCUUUGGCAGAGGGAAUCUAUGUGUGAUGGCCAGUUAAUCUUCUCUUUAAAGGGUGGUAGCCAGUCUUUCAGCAUAGACCUUCUGCUGUCUAUGAUCCACAGAAGCUACCUGCAGCAAAGAGCAAAAGAGCCAGAUCACUUCAGAUAUCAAGCCAAGGAGCUCCAGUAUGGGUAUACUGCUUUGCUUUUUGUAAGUGUUCUCUGGCACUGGCUCAGAACAUAGCUUUUCCUAAGGCCACACAUCAACUCUUCUGGGCUUCAGGCUGGAUACUUUCAUGUUACCGGCAGGCCUUCUGGGAGGAGCUGGAAUCAAAAUCAAAGAAUGUGGGAAAGGCUUGGAGCAGCACAGUAUCGCUCUGUGAGUGCUUUAGUGAGCAAUACCAUCUUGGCCACCUUCUGCAUUGGAUGUUCUGCUCCUGUCACUUAGUCCUGUUGGAUUGGGCUCCAAGCAUUAUAAACUUGUGCUUGUUGGCUCCUAGUGAGAUAGUGGGAGUAAGGUAAAUAGUGCCUGAUGGGGUGAAAGGUUUCUGGAUUUAGGUAGGGAGUUGCCUCUGCUGUGUAUACUAUAGCUGUUUGGGGAAUGGGCUGCUAAAUUUUCUUUACAGUCCUUGCUAGCAGUCUCUCACAUUAGAAGACUGUCAUUCCAAUUCAGCAGAACUAGCCUCCUAGCAAAAACAAAACAAAACAAAACAGAGAGUAAAUGUAGUGCUUCCUUCCUCUUAUGCAUUAGGCUAAUUUUCUCCACGUUUAUUGCAGAAUCCCAUUUGGAACUGAAGCCAGUGUCUACUGUGUGUGUGUAUAUAUACAUACAUGUAUAUAUAUAUAUGGGGUCAGUUGACUUUUUACAGUGGAAUAAAUAUGACUUGUAAAUGAAGUAUUUGGCUUAGGAAUUCCUUUGCCCAUAAUAUGUACCUCUGUCCUUUUGAUUGUGGAUAUAUUUUGGCCAUUAGAAGUGGGAAUAAGAUAUUUCUUGGUCCAUUUGCCACUUGCAAAGUGACUAACCAAAAGCCCCUGCCUUUCUUGUAGCAUGUGAGAUUCAGUAGGAAAGAAUGGGAAAGACCACUAGUUGAGAAUUUCCAUCUUGGAAUGAUGGAGGGAAGGGUUAAGCUCAUGCUCGCAUGCAUGCACACGCAUGUGCACAGACACACGUUUUAUCUGCCUCAAAGAGCACCUUUCAGAAAUGACUUUUUCCUUGAAACAACUGCUAUUUAAAUAUAAAUACAGUAUUGGUACAUAAUAAACAGUUAUGUCUUAAACCUGAGAUGUUACAGAAAAAGGCAAACAUUGGACAUGAAUUGGUGUAUUUCUUUAGUCACUCUGGACAGCAAAUAAAUUCUACACAUACAACAAAAUUGGGAUUGAAGUGAUUGUCAGUCUGAGGUGGUAGAAUAAAAGGAUUGUAACCACUUCA
This is a messenger RNA of Pogona vitticeps (central bearded dragon), 7394 nucleotides long. It is a transcript of the gene GBF1, whose product is annotated as golgi brefeldin A resistant guanine nucleotide exchange factor 1. Gene Ontology annotation, biological process: regulation of ARF protein signal transduction. The record is from RefSeq and is a predicted model, not a curated record. NCBI's taxonomy places the organism in Eukaryota, Metazoa, Chordata, Lepidosauria, Squamata, Agamidae. Gene Ontology annotation, molecular function: guanyl-nucleotide exchange factor activity.